CUUGCUUCCACUUCUCAUCUUAUUUCAUAUCUUUAAACAUAUAAACUCCAAACACAAUCCUAAAUCAGACAGAGACAAUGACACAACAGCUCAAAUUCAUUCUCACUCGUGAAGAAGCAGCAUCCAAAGGCGUCUCCAGGCCCAGUGACUUAGUGAAGCUAGAAGAAGAAGCGAUGAUCCUGGCUAGGGCUCCAAUCUCCGGCGUCCAAGACGCAGUCCUUGGACUUGCCUCAUCCGAUCGAAUCUUCUUAGGCGUCAAUGUCGAAUUUGAAGGCCUUCCUCUUCACCACUCCAUCAGCGCCGAGCAAUUCCUCGUCGCUAACCUCGCACUCAACUUCGAGCAAGAACUCCACGCUUGCCUCAUUCCGUCUAGAUUCUACCUCGAAAGCUUCGAGGAAGACGUCCCUCUCCUUCUCGUGCCGCAGAAUAACCGCCUCGCCCACUCGGAUCCAUUUUCCGCCGCAGAGAUCUGCUCAAACCCCGAGCAUUGUUCUCAUCUUAAGUGUAGGGCCCUAACGGCGGCAAACAAAUCGAACGCACAGUAUAGCAAGUGUCCGUCAGGGGUGGCGCUGAUUUGCGAAGGGGAAGUUUACGGAGGAUGGUGCAUUGAAUCGGCGGCGUAUAACCUUAGUUUGGGACCAGUACAAGCGGCGCUUGUUGAUUUUAUGGCUCGUGGCGAAGGCAAAGGGUUUGAGAUGAUCACUGGAGCUGUGCUGGUGGAGAUGAAUGAUGCGAAAGUGAGUCAAGAGGCCACUGCGAGGAUUCUUUUGAAGACUAUAGCCCCCGGGUGCAAUUUCAGUGUCUUCCGUUGUCACAAGACCGCAGAAAAUUGAAGCAUGUUUAUGCUGCCUUGAUGAUAGAUUACUGAUGCGUAUACUAAAGAUGAUAGAUAAAAAAUGCUAAUAUAAAGGAAACUAACCCAGUGGGGGAAUUACACAUGCAUAUUCUGGUGAUUAAAACUUAUGAUGAUAAAAUAGUAUUAAUCAUAAUUAUGUUAUGUUUUGG
Arabidopsis thaliana (thale cress) is the source of this 1005-nucleotide messenger RNA. Its product is annotated as Cytidine/deoxycytidylate deaminase family protein. Gene Ontology annotation, biological process: pyrimidine nucleoside catabolic process. The transcript has a single exon. NCBI's taxonomy places the organism in Eukaryota, Viridiplantae, Streptophyta, Magnoliopsida, Brassicales, Brassicaceae. Gene Ontology annotation, molecular function: zinc ion binding; protein homodimerization activity; cytidine deaminase activity. Gene Ontology annotation, cellular component: cytosol. Bases 78 to 833 code for a protein of 251 amino acids. The record is from RefSeq and is marked reviewed.